AUGCUCUCCGGAUUUUCCGGGCAGGUUUCUCGACUGGAAGGGUCAGAAGAGACGCUCAAAGGAUCGAAUCUCGGUGAAGGAGAUGACGGUGGGGGGGGAGGCCUACAGAAAGGGGGGCUGCAGAGAGGAGGGUUGCAGCCGGCAGCCGGGCUGGGAGGAGAGCGAUUGCUCUUUAAAGCCCCGGCCGAGCGAAAAUCUGUUUUGGGUUUGGACGCGCUCGCCCGAGCCAAGCGAGCAGCCGCGGGAAUCCCGGAGAAACCGCCGGUCACUGUAGCAGCGGCUAGAUUCGCGGAAGAGGGGGAAGAUGAAGGGGAGAAGGCGGGGGGCGAGGGGAAGGAAGGGGGAGGCGGGAAGUUUGUAGCCGACGGAGACGAUGGGGGAGGGGGUAGAGGGGAUGGAGAGGGAGUGGGAGGAGGGAGUGUGGGAGACAAGAGCGGUGGAGGGGGGAGCAAGGAGAGGCGGCGGUAUCGUAUGGCGCGAAAUGUUGAUACGCCCACACACGUGUCAACGGUUACAGACCUCUCAGGCGCCUCCCCCCGGGUGCAGGAUUCCCCGCGUGGCACCUCCUCACAUGCGGACAGAGAUUCACAAGCGGACACAGCUGCUGGUGCACGCGAGGCUGACGAGGCAAGCCGAGGCGCUAAAAGAACGCGAGUGGAGCCUGCUGACGUGGCAAAUGGUGGUGCUGACAAGGCGGUUUCUGCUAGUUUGGUGACCAAUGGAGGAGGUGGGUGUCAGUCAGGAAAGGAGGUUGCUCAGAUUGGCUCCUCCAGAUCACGCUGGGACGACAGCACCCCGCGGAGAGACAAUGACAGCACACCUGGCAGGGAGGGCAGGGACAGAGACAGAGACAGGGACAGAGGCAGAGACGGAGACAGAGAGAGGGGCAGCACGCCACGCAACAGGGGCUCUAAGUGGGACAUGCCGUCGCCCUCGCCCUCCCCCCGCUGGACCCCCUCCCCCGCCCCCUCCCCCGCGCCGUACCGCCGCGAGCCGUCCUUUGUGCCGCCGUCGCCCUCUGACUCGCGCCUGCUGUCGCCCUGGGAUGGCGGAGGGGGCAGCACGCCCUCUGUUGGGGUGAGUGUUCGUGCCUCUCGCUUCUUCUCCUUUGUGCCGCCCUCGCCGUCUGACUCGCGCCUGCUGUCGCCCUGGGAUGGGGGGGGAGGUGGUAGCACGCCCUCUGUUGGUGGUAAGUCCGUGUGCUCUGCUGUGCCGCCCUCGCCCUCUGACUCGCGCCUGCUGUCGCCUUGGGAUGGCGGAGGGGGCAGCACGCCCUCUCUCGGGGGGUCAGUGUGGGAUCUCCCAUCCCCAUCUCCCGUACCUGUAAGGGCAGGCUCGGCCACGCCUGUCUCGCAGGGUCGGGACGGGGAGGAGAGGGAGGGAAGCGUACAAGCAGAGGGGGGCAGGGCUCGGCGGUCGCACAAGCUUCGGUUCCGAGCCGACUCGUCAGCUUCGGAGGGCGGUGCGAGCACAAGCCGAAGCACAGCGGGAGGCCAGGCGGCAUCGCAGCAGCAGGAGAGCGAGUGGGACACAGACUACCGUGCUGGGAGGGGGCCGGGGGAGGAAGGGGGGGCAGGGGCGGAGGAGGAUGAGGGCUUGCGCCGGGAGAUGGAGGAGGCGGAGAGGCAGGCCGACCGGUCCUGGCGGGAGGAGGAUGAGGGCUUGCGGCGGGAGAUAGAGGAGGCAGAGAGGCAGGCCGACCGCUCCUGGUACGACUUAGAGGAGGCGGGCAGUGUGUUUGACUCGGGCGAGGGCGCCAACCCGUUUGGAGGGUUCGGCGACGAGCAGGCCUUUGAGAAGGAGGAGCGCAAGAAGGAGGCGGCCGCGCGGCAGCAGCGCAUGGUGCGGGGUGAUGGGUCAACCAUGUACGACUCAGAGGAAGCAGGCAGCGUGUUCGAUUCAGGAGAGGGAAGCAACCCGUUUGGAGGAUUCGGCGACGAGCAGGCCUUUGAGAAGAAGGAGGAGCGCAAGAAGGAGGCGGCCGCGCGGCAGCAGCGCAUGGUGCGGGGAGACGGGUCAACCAUGUCGCUGGCGGCCAGCAAACGCCUCACCCAGCUGUCGGCGGACCAGGCGUCGUGGGAGGACAGGCAGUUGAUGCGGUCGGGAGUGGUGCGGAGCUCUGUGGAGCUCUCCACGGAUAUUGAUGAUGAGGAUGAGAACCGCGUGCUGCUGCUCGUGCAUGACACGAAGCCGCCCUUCUUGGAUGGGCGCAUAGUGUUCACGAAGCAGCAGGAGCCGGUGAUGCCGCUCAAGGACCCCACUUCUGACAUGGCCAUCAUCGCCCGCAAGGGCUCUGUUCUCGUCAGAGAGGUGCGUGCAUGCGUGGUACUGAUCCGGGAGAAGCAGCAGUCGAACAAGAGCAGGCAGAAGUUCUGGGAGCUCGCUGGAAGCAAGCUGGGGAACAUUCUCGGCGCCAAGAAAUCUGCAGCUGAUGUGGAUGCAGACACGGCAAAGGUGGACGCGGAGGGCGAGGUGGACUAUAAGGACAAUGUGGAUGCGGAUACAGCCAAGGUGGAUGCGGAGGGUGAGGUGGAUGCAGACACGGCGAAGGUGGACGCGGAAGGUGAGGUGGACUAUAAGGACAAUGUGGACGCGGAUACGGCCAAGGUGGACGCGGAGGGCGAGGUAGAUUACAAGGACAAUGUGAAGUUUGCCGACCACAUGAAGGGCACGGGCGGUGCUGCCAGUGACUUUGCCAAGAACAAGUCCAUUGCCGAGCAGCGCAUGUACCUGCCCAUCUACUCCGUGCGCGACGAGCUGCUGCAGUCCAUUGCCGAGCGCCGCAUGCACCUCGUCUCCUCAUCUCCUCGCCUCUCACUCAUCUCCUCGCCUCUCACUCAUCUCCUCGCCUCUCACUCAUCUCCUCGCCUCUCACUCAUCUCCUCGCCUCUCACUCAUCUCCUCGCCUCUCACUCAUCUCCUCGCCUCUCACUCAUCUCCUCGCCUCUCACUCAUCUCCUCGCCUCUCACUCAUCUCCUCGCCUCUCACUCAUCUCCUCGCCUCUCACUCAUCUCCUCGCCUCUCACUCAUCUCCUCGCCUCUCACUCAUCUCCUCGCCUCUCACUCAUCUCCUCGCCUCUCACUCAUCUCCUCGCCUCUCACUCAUCUCCCUCGCCUCUCACUCAUCUCCUCGCCUCUCACUCAUCUCCUCGCCUCUCACUCAUCUCCUCGCCUCUCACUUCAUCUCCUCGCCUCUCACUCAUCUCCUCGCCUCUCACUCAUCUCCUCGCCUCUCACUCAUCUCCUCGCCUCUCACUCAUCUCCUCGCCUCUCACUCAUCUCCUCGCCUCUCACUCAUCUCCUCGCCUCUCACUCAUCUCCUCGCCUCUCACUCAUCUCCUCGCCUCUCACUCAUCUCCUCGCCUCUCACUCAUCUCCUCGCCUCUCACUCAUCUCCUCGCCUCUCACUCAUCUCCUCGCCUCUCACUCAUCUCCUCGCCUCUCACUCAUCUCCUCGCCUCUCACUCAUCUCCUCGCCUCUCACUCAUCUCCUCGCCUCUCACUCAUCUCCUCGCCUCUCACUCAUCUCCUCGCCUCUCACUCAUCUCCUCGCCUCUCACUCAUCUCCUCGCCUCUCACUCAUCUCCUCGCCUCUCACUCAUCUCCUCGCCUCUCACUCAUCUCCUCGCCUCUCACUCAUCUCCUCGCCUCUCACUCAUCUCCUCGCCUCUCACUCAUCUCCUCGCCUCUCACUCAUCUCCUCGCCUCUCACUCAUCUCCUCGCCUCUCACUCAUCUCCUCGCCUCUCACUCAUCUCCUCGCCUCUCACUCAUCUCCUCGCCUCUCACUCAUCUCCUCGCCUCUCACUCAUCUCCUCGCCUCUCACUCAUCUCCUCGCCUCUCACUCAUCUCCUCGCCUCUCACUCAUCUCCUCGCCUCUCACUCAUCUCCUCGCCUCUCACUCAUCUCCUCGCCUCUCACUCAUCUCCUCGCCUCUCACUCAUCUCCUCGCCUCUCACUCAUCUCCUCGCCUCUCACUCAUCUCCUCGCCUCUCACUCAUCUCCUCGCCUCUCACUCAUCUCCUCGCCUCUCACUCAUCUCCUCGCCUCUCACUCAUCUCCUCGCCUCUCACUCAUCUCCUCGCCUCUCACUCAUCUCCUCGCCUCUCACUCAUCUCCUCGCCUCUCACUCAUCUCCUCGCCUCUCACUCAUCUCCUCGCCUCUCACUCAUCUCCUCGCCUCUCACUCAUCUCCUCGCCUCUCACUCAUCUCCUCGCCUCUCACUCAUCUCCUCGCCUCUCACUCAUCUCCUCGCCUCUCACUCAUCUCCUCGCCUCUCACUCAUCUCCUCGCCUCUCACUCAUCUCCUCGCCUCUCACUCAUCUCCUCGCCUCUCACUCAUCUCCUCGCCUCUCACUCAUCUCCUCGCCUCUCACUCAUCUCCUCGCCUCUCACUCAUCUCCUCGCCUCUCACUCAUCUCCUCGCCUCUCACUCAUCUCCUCGCCUCUCACUCAUCUCCUCGCCUCUCACUCAUCUCCUCGCCUCUCACUCAUCUCCUCGCCUCUCACUCUCAUCUCCUCGCCUCUCACUCAUCUCCUCGCCUCUCACUCAUCUCCUCGCCUCUCACUCAUCUCCUCGCCUCUCACUCAUCUCCUCGCCUCUCACUCAUCUCCUCGCCUCUCACUCAUCUCCUCGCCUCUCACUCAUCUCCUCGCCUCUCACUCAUCUCCUCGCCUCUCACUCAUCUCCUCGCCUCUCACUCAUCUCCUCGCCUCUCACUCAUCUCCUCGCCUCUCACUCAUCUCCCUCCCUCGCCUCUCACUCAUCUCCUCGCCUCUCACUCAUCUCCUCGCCUCUCACUCAUCUCCUCGCCUCUCACUCAUCUCCUCGCCUCUCACUCAUCUCCUCGCCUCUCACUCAUCUCCUCGCCUCUCACUCAUCUCCUCGCCUCUCACUCAUCUCCUCGCCUCUCACUCAUCUCCUCGCCUCUCACUCAUCUCCUCGCCUCUCACUCAUCUCCUCGCCUCUCACUCAUCUCCUCGCCUCUCACUCAUCUCCUCGCCUCUCACUCAUCUCCUCGCCUCUCACUCAUCUCCUCGCCUCUCACUCAUCUCCUCGCCUCUCACUCAUCUCCUCGCCUCUCACUCAUCUCCUCGCCUCUCACUCAUCUCCUCGCCUCUCACUCAUCUCCUCGCCUCUCACUCAUCUCCUCGCCUCUCACUCAUCUCCUCGCCUCUCACUCAUCUCCUCGCCUCUCACUCAUCUCCUCGCCUCUCACUCAUCUCCUCGCCUCUCACUCAUCUCCUCGCCUCUCACUCAUCUCCUCGCCUCUCACUCAUCUCCUCGCCUCUCACUCAUCUCCUCGCCUCUCACUCAUCUCCUCGCCUCUCACUCAUCUCCUCGCCUCUCACUCAUCUCCUCGCCUCUCACUCAUCUCCUCGCCUCUCACUCAUCUCCUCGCCUCUCACUCAUCUCCUCGCCUCUCACUCAUCUCCUCGCCUCUCACUCAUCUCCUCGCCUCUCACUCAUCUCCUCGCCUCUCACUCAUCUCCUCGCCUCUCACUCAUCUCCUCGCCUCUCACUCAUCUCCUCGCCUCUCACUCAUCUCCUCAUCUCCUCGCCUCUCACUCAUCUCCUCGCCUCUCACUCAUCUCCUCGCCUCUCACUCAUCUCCUCGCCUCUCACUCAUCUCCUCGCCUCUCACUCAUCUCCUCGCCUCUCACUCAUCUCCUCGCCUCUCACUCAUCUCCUCGCCUCUCACUCAUCUCCUCGCCUCUCACUCAUCUCCUCGCCUCUCACUCAUCUCCUCGCCUCUCACUCAUCUCCUCGCCUCUCACUCAUCUCCUCGCCUCUCACUCAUCUCCUCGCCUCUCACUCAUCUCCUCGCCUCUCACUCAUCUCCUCGCCUCUCACUCAUCUCCUCGCCUCUCACUCAUCUCCUCGCCUCUCACUCAUCUCCUCGCCUCUCACUCAUCUCCUCGCCUCUCACUCAUCUCCUCGCCUCUCACUCAUCUCCUCGCCUCUCACUCAUCUCCUCGCCUCUCACUCAUCUCCUCGCCUCUCACUCAUCUCCUCGCCUCUCACUCAUCUCCUCGCCUCUCACUCAUCUCCUCGCCUCUCACUCAUCUCCUCGCCUCUCACUCAUCUCCUCGCCUCUCACUCAUCUCCUCGCCUCUCACUCAUCUCCUCGCCUCUCACUCAUCUCCUCGCCUCUCACUCAUCUCCUCGCCUCUCACUCAUCUCCUCGCCUCUCACUCAUCUCCUCGCCUCUCACUCAUCUCCUCGCCUCUCACUCAUCUCCUCGCCUCUCACUCAUCUCCUCGCCUCUCACUCAUCUCCUCGCCUCUCACUCAUCUCCUCGCCUCUCACUCAUCUCCUCGCCUCUCACUCAUCUCCUCGCCUCUCACUCAUCUCCUCGCCUCUCACUCAUCUCCUCGCCUCUCACUCAUCUCCUCGCCUCUCACUCAUCUCCUCGCCUCUCACUCAUCUCCUCGCCUCUCACUCAUCUCCUCGCCUCUCACUCAUCUCCUCGCCUCUCACUCAUCUCCUCGCCUCUCACUCAUCUCCUCGCCUCUCACUCAUCUCCUCGCCUCUCACUCAUCUCCUCGCCUCUCACUCAUCUCCUCGCCUCUCACUCAUCUCCUCGCCUCUCACUCAUCUCCUCGCCUCUCACUCAUCUCCUCGCCUCUCACUCAUCUCCUCGCCUCUCACUCAUCUCCUCGCCUCUCACUCAUCUCCUCGCCUCUCACUCAUCUCCUCGCCUCUCACUCAUCUCCUCGCCUCUCACUCAUCUCCUCGCCUCUCACUCAUCUCCUCGCCUCUCACUCAUCUCCUCGCCUCUCACUCAUCUCCUCGCCUCUCACUCAUCUCCUCGCCUCUCACUCAUCUCCUCGCCUCUCACUCAUCUCCUCGCCUCUCACUCAUCUCCUCGCCUCUCACUCAUCUCCUCGCCUCUCACUCAUCUCCUCGCCUCUCACUCAUCUCCUCGCCUCUCACUCAUCUCCUCGCCUCUCACUCAUCUCCUCGCCUCUCACUCAUCUCCUCGCCUCUCACUCAUCUCCUCGCCUCUCACUCAUCUCCUCGCCUCUCACUCAUCUCCUCGCCUCUCACUCAUCUCCUCGCCUCUCACUCAUCUCCUCGCCUCUCACUCAUCUCCUCGCCUCUCACUCAUCUCCUCGCCUCUCACUCAUCUCCUCGCCUCUCAUUCAUCUCUCGCCUCUCACUCAUCUCCUCGCCUCUCACUCAUCUCCUCGCCUCUCACUCAUCUCCUCGCCUCUCACUCAUCUCCUCGCCUCUCACUCAUCUCCUCGCCUCUCACUCAUCUCCUCGCUCUCACUCAUCUCCUCGCCUCUCACUCAUCUCCUCGCCUCUCACUCAUCUCCUCGCCGUCUCACUCAUCUCCUCGCCUCUCACUCAUCUCCUCGCCUCUCACUCAUCUCCUCGCCUCUCACUCAUCUCCUCGCCUCUCACUCAUCUCCUCGCCUCUCAUUCAUCUCCUCGCCUCUCACUCAUCUCCUCGCCUCUCACUCAUCUCCUCGCCUCUCACUCAUCUCCUCGCCUCUCACUCAUCUCCUCGCCUCUCACUCAUCUCCUCGCCUCUCACUCAUCUCCUCGCCUCUCACUCAUCUCCUCGCCUCUCACUCAUCUCCUCGCCUCUCACUCAUCUCCUCGCCUCUCAUCUCCUCGCCUCUCCUUUCAUCUCCCUCGCCUCUCACUCAUCUCCUCGCCUCUCACUCAUCUCCUCGCCUCUCACUCAUCUCCUCGCCUCUCACUCAUCUCCUCGCCUCUCACUCAUCUCCUCGCCUCUCACUCAUCUCCUCGCCUCUCACUCAUCUCCUCGCCUCUCACUCAUCUCCUCGCCUCUCACUCAUCUCCUCGCCUCUCAUUCAUCUCCUCGCCUCUCACUCAUCUCCUCGCCUCUCACUCAUCUCCUCGCCUCUCACUCAUCUCCUCGCCUCUCACUCAUCUCCUCGCCUCUCACUCAUCUCCUCGCCUCUCACUCAUCUCCUCGCCUCUCACUCAUCUCCUCGCCUCUCACUCAUCUCUCGCCUCUCAUCAUCUCCUCCCUCUCACUCAUCUCCUCGCCUCUCACUCAUCUCCUCGCCUCUCACUCAUCUCCUCGCCUCUCACUCAUCUCCUCGCCUCUCACUCAUCUCCUCGCCUCUCACUCAUCUCCUCGCCUCUCACUCAUCUCCUCGCCUCUCACUCAUCUCCUCGCCUCUCACUCAUCUCCUCGCCUCUCACUCAUCUCCUCGCCUCUCACUCAUCUCCUCGCCUCUCACUCAUCUCCUCGCCUCUCACUCAUCUCCUCGCCUCUCACUCAUCUCCUCGCCUCUCACUCAUCUCCUCGCCUCUCACUCAUCUCCUCGCCUCUCACUCAUCUCCUCGCCUCUCACUCAUCUCCUCGCCUCUCACUCAUCUCCUCGCCUCUCACUCAUCUCCUCGCCUCUCACUCAUCUCCUCGCCUCUCACUCAUCUCCUCGCCUCUCACUCAUCUCCUCGCCUCUCACUCAUCUCCUCGCCUCUCACUCAUCUCCUCGCCUCUCACUCAUCUCCUCGCCUCUCACUCAUCUCCUCGCCUCUCACUCAUCUCCUCGCCUCUCACUCAUCUCCUCGCCUCUCACUCAUCUCCUCGCCUCUCACUCAUCUCCUCGCCUCUCACUCAUCUCCUCGCCUCUCACUCAUCUCCUCGCCUCUCACUCAUCUCCUCGCCUCUCACUCAUCUCCUCGCCUCUCACUCAUCUCCUCGCCUCUCACUCAUCUCCUCGCCUCUCACUCAUCUCCUCGCCUCUCACUCAUCUCCUCGCCUCUCACUCAUCUCCUCGCCUCUCACUCAUCUCCUCGCCUCUCACUCAUCUCCUCGCCUCUCACUCAUCUCCUCGCCUCUCACUCAUCUCCUCGCCUCUCACUCAUCUCCUCGCCUCUCACUCAUCUCCUCGCCUCUCACUCAUCUCCUCGCCUCUCACUCAUCUCCUCGCCUCUCACUCAUCUCCUCGCCUCUCACUCAUCUCCUCGCCUCUCACUCAUCUCCUCGCCUCUCACUCAUCUCCUCGCCUCUCACUCAUCUCCUCGCCUCUCACUCAUCUCCUCGCCUCUCACUCAUCUCCUCGCCUCUCACUCAUCUCCUCGCCUCUCACUCAUCUCCUCGCCUCUCACUCAUCUCCUCGCCUCUCACUCAUCUCCUCGCCUCUCACUCAUCUCCUCGCCUCUCACUCAUCUCCUCGCCUCUCACUCAUCUCCUCGCCUCUCACUCAUCUCCUCGCCUCUCACUCAUCUCCUCGCCUCUCACUCAUCUCCUCGCCUCUCACUCAUCUCCUCGCCUCUCACUCAUCUCCUCGCCUCUCACUCAUCUCCUCGCCUCUCACUCAUCUCCUCGCCUCUCACUCAUCUCCUCGCCUCUCACUCAUCUCCUCGCCUCUCACUCAUCUCCUCGCCUCUCACUCAUCUCCUCGCCUCUCACUCAUCUCCUCGCCUCUCACUCAUCUCCUCGCCUCUCACUCAUCUCCUCGCCUCUCACUCAUCUCCUCGCCUCUCACUCAUCUCCUCGCCUCUCACUCAUCUCCUCGCCUCUCACUCAUCUCCUCGCCUCUCACUCAUCUCCUCGCCUCUCACUCAUCUCCUCGCCUCUCACUCAUCUCCUCGCCUCUCACUCAUCUCCUCGCCUCUCACUCAUCUCCUCGCCUCUCACUCAUCUCCUCGCCUCUCACUCAUCUCCUCGCCUCUCACUCAUCUCCUCGCCUCUCACUCAUCUCCUCGCCUCUCACUCAUCUCCUCGCCUCUCACUCAUCUCCUCGCCUCUCACUCAUCUCCUCGCCUCUCACUCAUCUCCUCGCCUCUCACUCAUCUCCUCGCCUCUCACUCAUCUCCUCGCCUCUCACUCAUCUCCUCGCCUCUCACUCAUCUCCUCGCCUCUCACUCAUCUCCUCGCCUCUCACUCAUCUCCUCGCCUCUCACUCAUCUCCUCGCCUCUCACUCAUCUCCUCGCCUCUCACUCAUCUCCUCGCCUCUCACUCAUCUCCUCGCCUCUCACUCAUCUCCUCGCCUCUCACUCAUCUCCUCGCCUCUCACUCAUCUCCUCGCCUCUCACUCAUCUCCUCGCCUCUCACUCAUCUCCUCGCCUCUCACUCAUCUCCUCGCCUCUCACUCAUCUCCUCGCCUCUCACUCAUCUCCUCGCCUCUCACUCAUCUCCUCGCCUCUCACUCAUCUCCUCGCCUCUCACUCAUCUCCUCGCCUCUCACUCAUCUCAUCCCUCUCACUCAUCUCCUCGCCUCUCACUCAUCUCCUCGCCUCUCACUCAUCUCCUCGCCUCUCACUCAUCUCCUCGCCUCUCACUCAUCUCCUCGCCUCUCACUCAUCUCCUCGCCUCUCACUCAUCUCCUCGCCUCUCACUCAUCUCCUCGCCUCUCACUCAUCUCCUCGCCUCUCACUCAUCUCCUCGCCUCUCACUCAUCUCCUCGCCUCUCACUCAUCUCCUCGCCUCUCACUCAUCUCCUCGCCUCUCACUCAUCUCCUCGCCUCUCACUCAUCUCCUCGCCUCUCACUCAUCUCCUCGCCUCUCACUCAUCUCCUCGCCUCUCACUCAUCUCCUCGCCUCUCACUCAUCUCCUCGCCUCUCACUCAUCUCCUCGCCUCUCACUCAUCCUCGCCUCUCACUCAUCUCCUCGCCUCUCACUCAUCUCCUCGCCUCUCACUCAUCUCCUCGCCUCGCACUCAUCUCCUCGCCUCUCACUCAUCUCCUCGCCUCUCACUUAUGCUCCUCACGCCUCUCACUCAUCUCCUCGCCUCUCACUCAUCUCCCCUCGCCUCUCACUCAUCUCCUCGCCUCUCAAUUCAUCUCCUCGCCUCUCACUCAUCUCCUCGCCUCUCACUCAUCUCCUCGCCUCUCACUCAUCUCCUCGCCUCUCACUCAUCUCCUCGCCUCUCACUCAUCUCCUCGCCUCUCACUCAUCUCCUCGCCUCUCACUCAUCUCCUCGCCUCUCACUCAUCUCCUCGCCUCUCACUCAUCUCCUCGCCUCUCACUCAUCUCCUCGCCUCUCACUCAUCUCCUCGACUCUCACUCAUCUCCUCGCCUCUCACUCAUCUCCUCGCCUCUCACUCCAUCUCCUCGCCUCUCACUCAUCUCCUCGCCUCUCACUCAUCUCCUCGCCUCUCACUCAUCUCCUCGCCUCUCACUCAUCUCCUCGCCUCUCACUCAUCUCCUCGCCUCUCACUCAUCUCCUCGCCUCUCACUCAUCUCCUCGCCUCUCACUCAUCUCCUCGCCUCUCACUCAUCUCCUCGCCUCUCACUCAUCUCCUCGCCUCUCACUCAUCUCCUCGCCUCUCACUCAUCUCCUCGCCUCUCACUCAUCUCCUCGCCUCUCACUCAUCUCCUCGCCUCUCACUCAUCUCCUCGCCUCUCACUCAUCUCCUCGCCUCUCACUCAUCUCCUCGCCUCUCACUCAUCUCCUCGCCUCUCACUCAUCUCCUCGCCUCUCACUCAUCUCCUCGCCUCUCACUCAUCUCCUCGCCUCUCACUCAUCUCCUCGCCUCUCACUCAUCUCCUCGCCUCUCACUCAUCUCCUCGCCUCUCACUCAUCUCCCUCGCCUCUCACUCAUCUCCUCGCCUCUCACUCAUCUCCUCGCCUCUCACUCAUCUCCUCGCCUCUCACUCAUCUCCUCGCCUCUCACUCAUCUCCUCGCCUCUCACUCAUCUCCUCGCCUCUCACUCAUCUCCUCGCCUCUCACUCAUCUCCUCGCCUCUCACUCAUCUCCUCGCCUCUCACUCAUCUCCUCGCCUCUCACUCAUCUCCUCGCCUCUCACUCAUCUCCUCGCCUCUCACUCAUCUCCUCGCCUCUCACUCAUCUCCUCGCCUCUCACUCAUCUCCUCGCCUCUCACUCAUCUCCUCGCCUCUCACUCAUCUCCUCGCCUCUCACUCAUCUCCUCGCCUCUCACUCAUCUCCUCGCCUCUCACUCAUCUCCUCGCCUCUCACUCAUCUCCUCGCCUCUCACUCAUCUCCUCGCCUCUCACUCAUCUCCUCGCCUCUCACUCAUCUCCUCGCCUCUCACUCAUCUCCUCGCCUCUCACUCAUCUCCUCGCCUCUCACUCAUCUCCUCGCCUCUCACUCAUCUCCUCGCCUCUCACUCAUCUCCUCGCCUCUCACUCAUCUCCUCGCCUCUCACUCAUCUCCUCGCCUCUCACUCAUCUCCUCGCCUCUCACUCAUCUCCUCGCCUCUCACUCUCUCCUCGCCUCUCACUCAUCUCCUCCUCGCCUCUCACUCAUCUCCUCGCCUCUCACUCAUCUCCUCGCCUCUCACUCAUCUCCUCGCCUCUCACUCAUCUCCUCGCCUCUCACUCAUCUCCUCGCCUCUCACUCAUCUCCUCGCCUCUCACUCAUCUCCUCGCCUCUCACUCAUCUCCUCGCCUCUCACUCAUCUCCUCGCCUCUCACUCAUCUCCUCGCCUCUCACUCAUCUCCUCGCCUCUCACUCAUCUCCUCGCCUCUCACUCAUCUCCUCGCCUCUCACUCAUCUCCUCGCCUCUCACUCAUCUCCUCGCCUCUCACUCAUCUCCUCGCCUCUCACUCAUCUCCUCGCCUCUCACUCAUCUCCUCGCCUCUCACUCAUCUCCUCGCCUCUCACUCAUCUCCUCGCCUCUCACUCAUCUCCUCGCCUCUCACUCAUCUCCUCGCCUCUCACUCAUCUCCUCGCCUCUCACUCAUCUCUGUGCCCCUCGUGCCACCAUGCUUCGCAUUGUCAUCAUGUGUUGCCUCCACAGGUGAUUCGCGAGAACCAGAUUGUGGUGGUGGUGGGCGAGACGGGCUCUGGCAAAACAACACAGAUGACACAGAUUGUGGUGGUGGUGGGCGAGACGGGCUCUGGAAAGACAACACAGAUGACACAGUACCUACACGAGGACGGCUACACCACGUACGGCAUGGUGGGGUGCACUCAACCCCGUCAAUCCAUGCUCAAACCCUAAACCAUAACUCAAACCUCCCCCGCACACACCCCCACCAGUACCUGCACGAGGACGGCUACACCACAUACGGCAUGGUGGGGUGCACUCAACCCCGUCGAGUGGCAGCGAUGAGCGUGGCCAAGCGCGUGGCAGAUGAGAUGGAGUGCGAGCUGGGGUCCACUGUGGGCUAUGCCAUCCGGUUCGAGGAUGUCACCAGCAGCAACACGCUCGUCAAGGUGAGUGGUGUGCACAUGGAGUGGAAGGAGCAGUGCAGUGCAGGUGGGCAAGGGAGAGUGAGAGGGGUGGGCGUGGAGUGGAAGGGGCAGCGUGGUGUGGGCGGGCAAGGGGAGAGUGAGUGGCGGACGAGAUGGAGCGCGAGAAACACUCUCGUCAAGGUGGGAUGGGAUGAGAUGGAAGGAGCAGUGCAACAGGGGGGAAAGGGCUUUUCGGGAUUAGUAGCAGCUGCUUGUCCCCUUUCACCUUCUUCUCAUCUCACCCCCCUCUUUUCCUCCCAACCCCACCAGUACAUGACGGAGGGAGUGCUGCUGAGAGAGUCACUCAGAGAGCCGGACCUAGACCAGUACAGCGCCAUCAUCAUGGACGAGGCGCACGAGCCGUCGCUGAACACGGACGUGCUGUUUGGCGUGCUCAAGCACGUGGCAUGUGGCAUCGCCAUAAUAAUGGACGAGGCGCACGAGCGGUCGCUGAAUACGGACGUGCUGUUUGGGGUGCUCAAGCACGUGGCGGCGAGGCGGAGGGACUUCAAGCUCAUCGUCACCUCUGCCACACUCAACUCUGAGAAGUUCUCCCACUUCUUCGGCAGGUGA
Messenger RNA from Closterium sp. Naga37s-1, 13710 nucleotides. NCBI's taxonomy places the organism in Eukaryota, Viridiplantae, Streptophyta, Zygnematophyceae, Desmidiales, Closteriaceae. The record is from the annotation of a GenBank genome assembly.